Lachnellula hyalina is the source of this 705-nucleotide messenger RNA. RefSeq lists its product as uncharacterized. NCBI's taxonomy places the organism in Eukaryota, Fungi, Ascomycota, Leotiomycetes, Helotiales, Lachnaceae. Bases 1 to 705 code for a protein of 234 amino acids. The record is from RefSeq and is a predicted model, not a curated record. The transcript has a single exon.
AUGGCAGAAUUUCAAGACCUGAUCACUGAGGUUGCGGCAUAUCUGGAGACAUAUAUGAAGAAGUACGACGGCUCCCACGAUUUUCAUCAUCUUGAAAGAGUUUUGGGAUUAUCCCACACCAUUUACGAAAAGCUCAAAACAACAAAAUCAGCGUCCUCCGUACCCCAACUAGCUCUAGAUCCCACGAUCAUAACACUCUCAGCACUUCUCCACGAUGUAGGGGAUAGAAAAUAUCUGCAAAAAGGCGAUGAUCCAAGUAUCAUGGUGCGAGAUCUGCUUCUUGGAUUUGGCGCCGAGCAGGCCCUAGCAGAGAAGGUGCAGAUUAUCUGUAGCGGAGUGUCGUACAGCUCGGAAAUCAAAGACCGUGAUUACGUCAAGACGCUCAUUGCUCAAUACCCGGAACUAGCCAUAGUACAAGAUGCGGACCGCCUCGAUGCCAUCGGUGCUGUUGGCGUAGGACGUGCCUUCACAUACGGCGGUGCUGUUGUUAAUCCAAGCAGACAGGAUAUGGAGGGCUCGAUCGCGAUGUUUGAGAUAAAACUUUUUAAAUUGGAGGGGAUGAUGAAGACGGAACCGGGGAUGCAGAUGGCGAAGGAGAGGAUUGCUAUUUUACGGACCUUUCGGAAAUGGUGGGAUAAGGAGGUGAAAGUUGCAGAUUUAGGAGCAUCGAUCUUGAGUUCUGCAAGCCAAUCACACACCGAGUGA